UGAGAGCAGAGAGAUCCUCAGGAUAUCAUUAGCCAAAGGAAAAGCUCCGCAUUCCCACCCAGUCCAGAAGUUGAAAUAGUACCAGAGGGCAAGAACCAGCCUCUCUCCAGCUACAGGCUCCGUCUCCCUGCGGCAAGGGGAAACUCCGAGAGUACGCCCAGGCGACGGAGCCAGCGUCCCGCCAGAGCCCCCUGUGCCCUGCGGAAAGAGCCUGCGGAGUCCCAGCCGCCCAGCACGUAGCGCAGCAGCUCAGAGCCUGGUGCACCCCGCGCGGCUGACCCUGCUACCCAGGCGCGGUUGCCACAGCCACAUGAAGCCUGCUGGGGAGGUGGGGACAGGGUGCAGCAAGCCGGUUUGGACUGAGGCUGCCGCCGUCUCAGGGAGGCGCUGACUCCACAGGGGGACCCCUUUCACGUGCCCGGGCGAAAAGUCUUCUCCAGGGGUCCCCUGUCAUCCUGAACAUACAGGAUGGUGUUUCUGAAGUUCCUCUGGAUGGGUUUCUUCUGCCACCUCUGUCAGGGCUACUUCGAUGGCCCUCUCUACCCGGAGAUGUCCAAUGGGACGCUGCACCACUACUUUGUGCCUGACGGGGACUACGAGGAGAACGAUGACCCGGAGAAGUGCCAGCUGCUCUUCAGGGUGAGUGACCACCGGCGUUGCUCCCAGGGGGAGGGGAGCCAGGCCAGCCGUCUGCUGAGCCUCACCCUGCGGGAACAGUUCACGGUGCUGGGCCGCCAGGUGGAGGACGCUGGGCGGGUCCUGGAGGGCAUCAGUAAGAGCAUCUCCUAUGACCUGGACGGGGAAGAGAGCUACGGGAAGUACCUGCGCCGGGAGUCCCACCAGAUCGGGGAUGCCUACUCCAACUCCGACAAGUCCCUCACCGAGCUGGAAAGCAAGUUCAAGCAGGGCCAGGAACAGGACAGCCGGCAGGAGAGCAGACUCAAUGAGGACUUCUUGGGGAUGCUGGUCCACACCAAGUCCCUGCUGAAGGAAACGCUCGCCAUCUCUGUGGGGCUCAGGGACAGAUACGAGCUGCUGGCCCUCACCAUCAGGAGCCACGGGACCCGACUAGGUCGUCUGAAAAACGACUAUCUUAAAGUAUAGGUGACCGGGCACCCUGCCGGGAGAGGGUAGCAGAGCUACCCUGCUAUGGAGGCUGGGGAACAGAAGACAGGGCUGACAUUUCCCUUACACUUACAAUUUUCUUACCCAGAUUUGCACUUGGAGAAUGAUCUGAAGUCCUUCUUAAAAGAAGUGGGAGUUGAGUGGUUUUGUUUUACCUUAUUUAUGUGCCUGCCAUUGAUUUGUCACCUGAAAAGUUUUAAACCAUGCCUCCCACCUUUCCUACAGGCUUGAUAACGCUGCGGAGACACCUGUUUCGGCCACACUUAAAAGCACACAAGUUACGUACGCAGUGCUUAGCUUUCCCAUCCCGGAGGUUUCGUGGAAACACUCAGAAAGCAGUGUGUGUGGCUCCUUUCCGUUCUCAGCAGUGACUCCGGGCUCCGAAAGCUGUCAAGGCUGCCUGCGUGUGAGAUGGGGGCUGGGGUGCGCUCCGCAUCCGCAUCCGCGUGCUUGCCUGCAGAUGGAAGUUAAGCGCUUGUUUCCUCCUCACCUUUUCUCUCUUAUUUAUUACCAUGAUCUCUAAGGUUUUGUUUUUAGGAAUCUUUUUUUUUUUUUUUGGUAAGAGUAUGGGCUAGAAACUAUAUGCCAAUCAUCCUUUGCAGGAAGGUGUCUGAAAUGCUUCUGUGGUUGUGUGUCAGUUAAAGCAACCACACUGAAGUCUCAUCUUUGUGGUUGUUGUGCAUUCUUGUCCGUAUGUUGAUUUGCUAUGUCUCACAUCCUAUGUCUGUGUCAUCAGGGCUACGUAUGGUCCACUACGAAGAAGUAGAUUGAUGGUUUGAAAGCACCCCCAAGGCCUACGAUUUAGUUUACCAAUGUAUUCUUUUUCGUUUGGGGGAGUUGCUUCUGUUUGUUUAUGGAAACUUGUACUUCAGGUAGGGGGAAUUUUAAUACCUCCUUAACCAAGUUUUAUUUUAUUAUUCAGACAAUAAAUACGUUCUCAUGUAAUGCUGGCUUAUUUUCUAAUUUCUAUCUGUAACUUUUAAUAUGCCAAAGAGUGGCCAAUACAAAAGGAAAGAGAAGAAUGGGAUUUAAGCCAGUUUAUUUAGAGUAUAUGUUACAGACAGAGGGAUAGCUACUUAUUUGGCAAUCCUCCAUUCCUGGACCACCCUUACGAUCUUCAAAAGAAACAUAAGUCUAGGCCAUGCCAGAACUUGAUCUCUGCUGGUCUGCCUGAAAACUCCAAUUUUCUCCAGUUUUCCGUAGAACCAACUGGAAAAAUUUAUGACAGGACUUAUAACUUAUGUGCCUUCAUAACGUAGAAGGAGGAGGAUCUCAUUCAAAGUCAUAGAAACUACAAUGAUGUUCAGUAAUUCUGACACCAGGUCUAGAUUAUUUAAUUAAUGCUUUAAAAAGGUGGAAAUGUACUUUAUUGCAUGUCUUUCCCUGGUCAAUUCUCAUCCUCUCUUAAAUUUUCUUUUUUUUACACCACACACACACACACACA
Messenger RNA from Artibeus jamaicensis (Jamaican fruit-eating bat), 2569 nucleotides. It is a transcript of the gene FIBIN, whose product is annotated as fin bud initiation factor homolog. NCBI's taxonomy places the organism in Eukaryota, Metazoa, Chordata, Mammalia, Chiroptera, Phyllostomidae. The coding region runs from base 469 to 1104 and encodes 211 amino acids. The transcript has a single exon. The record is from RefSeq and is a predicted model, not a curated record.